UGUACAGGAGGCGGGGUCAACAGCUACUCUAGCCAGCCCUAGCAAAGUGCGCGGCGCUGCAGGUGUGGCCGCUAUGGCCUACGGCUGUGGGCGCUGCGCGGUUUUCCUGCUUGGGGCGCUGGCCCUGGACGCGGCCGGGCUGGCGUUGGUGCUGGUGGGGUCGGUGGCGCAGCCGGCCCGGGCUGGGCGGCCGUACGGGGACUGCCUGGUGCUGUCCGGCGCGCUGCUGCUCUUCCUCUCGCUGCUCUGCUGGCUGCUGUGGUACGCGGGGAACCUGCGCGGGGUGCCGGCCUCCGAGCUGCCCCCCGGGGCCCGCAGCCCCGCGCCCGCGCCGCGCUCCAGCCUGCUCCGCCUGGCCAGUAAACUCUCGGAGCGCCUGUCCCAGCACCGCCCGCCGCUGCCCGGCCCUUCCCCGCCGGCCCCCGGGCCGCUGGAGCUUCGCCACCUGUGCGCCAUGGAGAGCCCGGGGGCGCACGGGGACCGGCUGGUGUGAGAGUCCGCCCGCGGCGCCCGCAGAGGCAGAAUACCUGGAAAUAUUGUCCUUGUGCAUACUCACCACUUGGAAUCCUGAGCUGGAAGAAUCCUGAGCUGGAGUCGUCAAGCUGCAUCCGGUGGAGGGCGCUCAUUUUGCUAAGACUGUUCUGCCAAAGUGUUAUACUUCGCAGGCUUUUAAAAUGCAAGUCUGCCCAAAUGUGAUCGCUGACCUAGGACAUGUGCUCUCACAAUGGGGAUCUCUCUUGAGACUGGUCAAUGACUUCAGUAUUGCAUCUUCAUUAAGAAUUUUCACAAGCUGAGCCUUAAGUAAAGUGUAUUUAUAUUUUGUAUGCCAUUAUUUUUUAUAUUGCCCCAGUAUGUAUGGCACCCUCUGUGUACAACAUUUGCCUCCUGUAUGAUGCAUGAGACCCAUGUUGAGACUUGCUCCUUUGAAGUAAUAUUCACCAAUUCUUUUUAUGCUGUCUUCCUAAUGUUUACAGGUAUUGGAGUUUAAUUUUAUGCGCAGCUCUUCCCAUAAGAGAAUGGGGGAACUUGAGGUUUUUAAAUAUAUUAAAAUUAUAUUUAUUGAGAACAUGAUGGAUAGUUUGAAAUGUUCCAAAGAGCAUUGUGUGAACUGGGGUCAUGCAAAAUGUUUUUCUAGAUUUCAUCCCUCGUGGAUGGGAAUGAGGGAUGGGUUUUAUGGAAAACAGUGUGUGGUAAUAUAAUUACUGUCAUAAUGUAUAUAGGCUGAAUUAACAGUGCGUGGAGAGAAACCUGCAUUCAGGCAGUUAACUUCUGAGUGCAUGACUCUGCCACCUUACCACUCCCUUAAUGGAGAUGGUUUUUAAAUGUAGUUUUAAAACAGAUUUUCCAAGGCUUAGAACUGUCAAAGGAGGGUAGAUUUUUUUUUUUUCAGUGGAUUAGCAAAGGCACCUCUCUGCCAAGUUUUAAGUUCCCUGCUCACCAUCAAGGGAGUGGUAGUGUCUCAACAAAACAACUCCAAGAAUCUCUUGAACACAAGUCAAACAAUGGAUUCUCUUCUCCUCCUCCCCUUCUCCCCCGCUUCUUUAAAAUGGCUGACCUAUGGCUGAAAUGUCAAACACUCUGCCAAACUCCAGCUAUUCAGGCUGGAGUUCUCCACAGCAGCCCCUUCGCCAAAGUUGUUAGCAGAUGACUAGGCUCUUGCAGUGGAACGUACUAGGUAACCUGAGCCUGGGACAGGGCUGCCUGCUCCUCUAAGGAACAGGUACCCUGGUGAGGCUUGGGUGUCUAUAGUGACCUCUCCAAACCUGUGCACUUCAGAGUAGCUGAGUAAAGACACAUUAAGUGAAAUAACAGAAAAGCAAAUCAGAGGGAACUUUUUGUACCACCUGAUCAGUGCUGGGGCUCCCCGUCCUCUGCUGGCUCUGGCAAGGGGCACUAGAAGUAAUGCUGAUGGGCUAGAAGGCAAAGGUGCAAAAACUCCCACUCUUUCUUUACUCUAGCUGUGGGGAGGAGAGGCAGGACAGGGCACAGCAGUAUCAAUUCACAGGCCUGAGAACAAUUCCUAGAGCAGAUUCUUUAGGAAAACCUCCAGUCUUGAUUGAAAAAUUGUCAGUGAUGGAGAAUCCACCAAUGGUUAAUUACUUACUGAUAAAAUGUACAUCUUAUUUCCAUUCUGAAUUUGUCCAGCUUGUUUCAGAACAGGGGAUUGUUAGACCUUUCUCUGCUGGAGUGAAGAGUCCAUUACUUCUUCUUUGCUCCUCAUGUGGGUACUUAUAAGCUAAUCAAGCAUUCUUCCUCAAUGCCCAACCACACCACGAGUAAACUGGGGCUGCCUGUAUCCUACCAGUGAUCUUGGCUCCUUGCUGGCUGCCUCUGCUGUUCUGAGUCCAGUCCAAGCUCCUGAGACGUGGUUGCAGAGCCUAGCUCUCUCUGAGAUCUUUCAUGCUCCACCCCUG
Molecule: messenger RNA, 2414 nt
Organism: Mauremys mutica (yellowpond turtle)
Lineage: Eukaryota; Metazoa; Chordata; Testudines; Geoemydidae
Gene: TMEM238L
Product: transmembrane protein 238 like
Exons: 2
Coding region: 74-493 (139 amino acids)
Source: RefSeq, a predicted model, not a curated record